Molecule: messenger RNA, 1738 nt
Organism: Owenia fusiformis
Lineage: Eukaryota; Metazoa; Annelida; Polychaeta; Sabellida; Oweniidae
Source: the annotation of a GenBank genome assembly
CAGAAACUUUAAACCAGCCAUUGAUAAAGAAUGUGCAGCUACCGACACAUUUAGUAAAUUAAAACUGAAAAAUAACAUCAUUCUAUAAACAUAAAUUAACACGGAAAAUAUGAUACCACGGGGAGUGAUUUCUGUAUUUCUAUUAGGACUUUUGUAUCACAAUGCUCACGCCCGAGGAGUAGAGUACGAGUUUCCAACAGAAUAUGGCGUUACUGUAGUGGCAAUGAAGAAUAUAGAUCAAGCUAUUAUCCAUAAUGAACGCAUCUUGAUUGACUUUUACACACCAUGGUGCCAUCACUGCGCAAUUCUUGAGCCUGAUCUGAUAGAAUUAAACAAACUUUUGAAAUCCCGGGGCUAUAACAUCAAGGUUGCUAAGGUUGACGUCACGAAGGAUGACAACAAAGAACUUAUAAACCGCUUCCGGCCUGAGGGUUAUCCAACUAUGAUUCUAUUCCAGAACGGAUCCGCCACUCAGUACCCUCACAUUAGAAGCCGAAGACCAGUUGAUAUGCUUAAUUGGAUUGAGAAAAAGUCGGGAUCAACGUUUGUUGAGGUGAAGGAUGCUCGUGAUGCUUUAAAGCAGAUCAAUAUGUAUAGUGCAGCGGCCCUUGGACUUUUUAAGGAUCUCAACUCAAAAGAAGCUAAGGCAUUCAAGAAACUGGCCCGGACAAACGAUGAGGUGCCAUAUUUUAUCACAUCCGCCGAAGAUGUCUUUGAUGAACUUGAUGUUAAAGAGAGUAAUAAACUGAUUCUCUUCAAAAAGUAUGAUGAACUGAGGAACGUUUAUGAAGGUGAAUACAAUGUAAAAGACAUGGAGGAAUUUAUAAAUUGGCAUACCAUUCCUAUAAUGAAUACGUUCAACUCAGAGAGUGCACCAAAGUUGUUUGGUAAAGACAGUCCCAUAAACAAUUACCUGAUGAUAUUCGCCAGCGAGAAAGACAGAAACUUCGCAGCUAUCAUGGAAAUAAUGACAUACUGUGCCCUUGACUUUAGAAGAAAGGUUUAUUUUGUUUAUGUCAAUUGUGACGAUCCUCAGUUCGAAGGUAUGCGAGCACAUAGUGGAGUCAAGUCAGAAGAUUGCCCAAAAUAUAUGUUCGUCACUUUGACCAAUGAAGGCAAAAGCGCUGAUAAAUAUCUACCUCCGUCACAAAGUUGGGAGGUCGACGAUAUAAAACAAUUUACCAAUGAUGUACUUGACGGUAAUCGAGAGAAACAUUACCUUUCCGAGGAUACCCCUGAAGAUUGGGAUUCAGAGGAUGUUAAAAUUCUGACGGGAGGAAACUUUGAUUCAGUAGCUAAAAACAAAGAAAAUAGCGCAUUUGUGUUCUUUUAUGCGCCAUGGUGUCAGCAUUGCCAAGCUCUUCAACCAUUUUGGGAGCACUUAGGGGAGAUAUAUUCUGGCAGAGAUGACAUCAUAAUUGCCAAGAUUGACGCUACAAGAAAUGAAAUUCCUGGUUUUCUUGUGACCGGCUAUCCAAGGCUAAUGUUCUUUCCAAAAGGAAGUGAUGAGGUUGUUGAUUACAAAGAGGAGAGAUCAAUGGAUGGCCUAACCAAAUUUUUAGAGGAAAAAGGCAUCCCAAAAACCUUAAAUGAAAUCGAGGCCGAACCCGAUGAAGACGAGGCCGAGGUCAAGGACGAACUAUGACCUAUUCAGCAUCUACUUUCUAUGCAUUACUUCGUUAUAUCUAUGUAGAUGAAUUGUUUUAAUAUACAGAAAUAAAUGAUAUAAAAUCGAUAA